CCCCACCCUCUUUCACUUGCCAUAAUGACUUCCCAAAUUAUUAUUUCCCUUCACUUGUUAACACUAUCGACGAUAAUCCCAAUUUUAAGGUGUCCCUUCCGAUCUCUUCCAGCCUCCGCAAAGACCAAGACAACUAAACUGGAACCGGGGCCGCUGAAGAACGGGCCGACCUGAACCAUCGAACCAAUAAGGUCUUGACAGUCCGUGGAUCAAUCUCUUAGUAUUUAUCCAUUGUCAACUGACGACCGGUUCUUCGUCCCACAUCCUUUCUCUCGUCUCUGUGUGAUUUCUUACCUUCUUUCCUUCCCUACAACCCUCCGACUCCUCCUUCACGAUACCUUCCCUCCAUACCUUCUUUGCUUCCUUUGGCCUUGUAGUUGUGGAUAGAAAUCCCCUAGUUGACAUAAACUCAAUUUCAUAGUUGGGCGUAUCGGGGGGAAAUCAUCCGGUCUGCCGGGGCGUUUGGAUGUACAUACAUACUUGCUAUCAACGGUAAGGACGCUUGGACGAAGCGAAUCCACUUUAUGGUGAGUAGUUUGUUUCAAGGCUAACAACGGUCGCAGAAUGUUCAUGACCUUCGCCAUAAUAAAUUAACCUCUAGACCUAUCCAGACCCCAAUCCACCGGGCCCGUCCGUUCCUUUUCUGCCGAAGCCUUUUCCCUCAUCUCUACGCCGGUCGCGUUCCACAUUACCUUUCUCCUCGCAUACACAUACAACUAUUAUGGCUUCACUAAGUGAUGGAGUGCUGCCUUUGGAGGCAGAUGCGUUAAAUCGGCAAAAUGACGAACUUAAUGGCCGACAAUCACAGGGCAGCUUAAUGAAAGCUUCUAUGGGAACAGACUGGCUUAGAUUUUUUGGAGGCGGGCAGAAAAAAGUGACGAGGGAUGGCCAGCCAGCAAAACGGCGAGGCCCCAAACCGGACAGCAGACCAGCCCUUACAAGGCGCCAGGAAUUGAAUCGUCAGGCUCAAAGGACACAUCGUGAACGCAAGGAGCAGUACAUGCGAGCGCUAGAGACUGAAGUCUCACGGUUACGGGAGGCCUACACACAAGAGAUAUCUGCGGCGAACUUGACUGUCCACCAGCAUCGAGAGAUGGUCCGGUCCUUGUCCAAUGAAAACAACAUAUUAAAAGAAAUCCUCGCUGCGAAUGGCAUCAACUACGAGGCGGAAGUGGAGCGUCGCAGGGCAGAACGCACGAGUCCAACAAACGGAACAUAUCAACCUAGUCCUUUUGCCAGCAGUAGUAUCGGAUCGCAGCCUGCAGCUGUCGCUCCAUCAGCCCCAUCAGCUCAACAAGCUUACACAACGCCGCCCACUACUGUUUCCGCCCCAUCGUCCAGCCUUAGUCCUAUUGCGAAUGGGAUAGAGCACAUUGACGUCUCGCCAACUCAAGAAUUAACGCCCCAGAAUCAAAAUUACAGCGCUGCUCCCUGUGAUGCCCUGGCAACUCUUGACCGGAUAGCCCCAGCAAGUCGCCAACCUCUCCAGCCAGCGGGUAUAUUCGAGAACGAUCCUCAGUUGCAAGUCGAUUUUAUUCUGACGCUGGAGUCUCCAUGUCGCGAGCAUACCGAUUACCUUUGCCGGCGGUCUAUUACGGAAGCUGACGACGAGGAUAUGCCUUUCUCCGGACACGCAUUAAUGGCCUCCUGUCCACCACCCAGUUAUAUUUCCAACACAACCCCUGAACAACCUUUUCCGCAUCAGACAUACGACCUCCCGCAUGCCAAUCUGACAACGUUACUCAACCUGAGUCGACAGCUUGUGACUGACGGCCAAAUCACGCCCAUCAUGGCGCUUCAAUGCUUAAAAAACCAUGAGAUGUAUGGCUCGUUGACCAGAGGGGAUAUCAAGAUUAUUAUUGAGACGCUCAAUACUAAAGUUCGGUGUUAUGGGUUUGGGGCGGUGGUGGAAGAUUUCGAGCUCAUGGACUGCCUGAGUAGCGUUCUCGGAUCUAAGGUCGACGUGGGAUUCUCCCGCGCCGGAGAUGACACGCUGUAUUCAUGAUAUCAUGAAAUGGAGGGGGUUAUCUUCUUAUUAUUCUUAUUUUUGGCCCCGAGGCUUAGGGUGGUGUAUAUAGAUUAAAACACAGUGAGCAUGGUUCUCUAUCGGCUAUGAUUUGAUAAUGUAUUGAUGUGAAAACCUGAUAUAUAUCAUUUAAUUUACU
Molecule: messenger RNA, 2165 nt
Organism: Aspergillus alliaceus
Lineage: Eukaryota; Fungi; Ascomycota; Eurotiomycetes; Eurotiales; Aspergillaceae
Gene: flbB
Product: protein flbB
Exons: 5
Coding region: 722-2005 (427 amino acids)
Cellular component (GO): RNA polymerase II transcription regulator complex
Molecular function (GO): DNA-binding transcription activator activity, RNA polymerase II-specific; transcription cis-regulatory region binding
Source: RefSeq, a predicted model, not a curated record